Caenorhabditis angaria is the source of this 1044-nucleotide messenger RNA. The record is from the annotation of a GenBank genome assembly. Lineage: Eukaryota; Metazoa; Nematoda; Chromadorea; Rhabditida; Rhabditidae.
AUGUUGAGUUCAGUUGCUGCUCGCGGAUUUUCGACAUCUUCAGCUGUUGCUGCCAAAAUCAAUAAUGUCACAAUUAUUGGCGCCGGAUUGAUGGGAUCUGGAAUUGCGCAAGUUUCAGCAAAUGCAAAACUCAAUGUUACUGUUGUUGAUAACAAUCAAAAAGCAUUGGAUAAAGCGACGAAGGGAAUUGAAAGCAGUUUGAAGAGAGUUGCCAAGAAGAAGUUUGCUGAUGAUGCGGCUGCACAAGAUUCAUUGGUCAAAUCGGUUUUGGAUCGAAUUACUGUUUCGACAAAUGUUAGUGAAGGUGUGAAGAAUGCUGAUUUGGUUAUUGAAGCGAUUGUUGAGAAUAUUGAUAUUAAACGCAAACUUUUUGCUGAGAUUGAGGGGGCUGUUAAAAGGUAAUUUUAUUGAUUCUCAGGACCCGAUAUUCAGUAUCUGAAACUAUGCCUUCGGAAAUCAUCCCCUUAUUUUGCAGCUCUGCCAUCAUCACCACCAACACAUCUUCUCUAAAACUCGAAGACAUCGGAUUGAACCUCAAAAACAAGAAGCAAUUCGGAGGACUCCAUUUCUUCAAUCCAGUCCCAAUGAUGAAAUUGUUGGAAGUUGUCAGACACGCUGAAACUUCUGAUGAGACUUUCAGCGAUUUGAUGGCCUAUGGAAAAGCUAUCGGAAAAACCACAGUUGCUUGCAAGGUUAGCAAUUUUAUAAUGAAAUCAAAAACCAUAUUUAUAUUUCCAGGACACUCCGGGAUUCAUCGUCAACCGUCUUCUCGUUCCAUACAUGUUUGAAGCGCUGCGCCUUUACGAACGUGGAGAUGCCUCAAAAGAAGAUAUCGAUGUUGCGAUGAAACUUGGAGCUGGCUAUCCGAUGGGACCAUUCGAACUUUGCGAUUAUGUUGGACUUGACACCGUCAAAUUUAUUAUGGAGGGAUGGCAUCAACAAUAUCCAAACGAUCCAACUUUCAAAACAAGCCCACUUUUGGAUGGAUUAGUCAAAGACGGAAGACUUGGACGUAAAGCUGGAAAAGGAUUUUAUGAUUAUUAG